Molecule: messenger RNA, 2496 nt
Organism: Symbiodinium natans
Lineage: Eukaryota; Dinophyceae; Suessiales; Symbiodiniaceae
Source: the annotation of a GenBank genome assembly
AUGUGGGGGGCUGCUGAGCAGCACUUGCAGAAGACGGCCUACGGUGCAGGACGCUACUGGGGCGACUCGGGACUGUCAGAUGAUGGAGAAGGUAGCCCUCCGCAGGAGGAAUCGGAUGACUGCGGAGACCUGGAAGACCAGGAGAUGGCGAGCAUCCGUGCCUACCUCAUGGAGGGAUACUUGGAGGAGGGUCGACGCAGGCUGGGCGAGCACCUUUCAGAUACAGAGCUGUUGGAUGGGAGCGCCCUAGCUCGGCUUUCUGCGUCUUCUUUCUCUUCCUGCAGCGAGCCGUCCUUUGCCCAACCUCAUGCACCCGGACAUUUGCCUCUCGGUGCAGCUCAUGCAGGAACAGCACUGCCAGGACUUGUGCGGCCUCCCGUUCUGGGGAAGUUUGUGAACACCUCGGACAAAGUCAGUCUGAGACUGAACAAAGAUCUGGCGAAAUGGACAGCCCGUGAGGUCCUCCAGAUGACGCGAACGCAUUUGUGCCAAUUCGAUCCGGUGAACGCCAUCAUGGCCUUGCACAGGGUGGGUCGAAGCAUGGACCGAUGGGAGGCGCAGGCGGAGCCCACUUUGCGGGAGACGCUGCGCGACCUGGUGGAAAAAGUGUCCGCGAUCAUCCUCGAGGUGGCACCCGAGCUGGAGGCGAAGGAGUUGGCGAAGAGCUGCUGGGCACUGGCCAAGCUGAGCCUCAACGACGCGCCCAUCAUGGACAUCAUUGCCGACCAGCUGGCCCAGAGGGCUGGCGAGCUCGAUGGCCAUGGGCUUUCCAAUACUGUGUGGGGCUUCGCAACAGCUCGCGCAGGUGACACGAGGCUGGUAGAGGCCAUUGCGAAGGAGGCCAUGCUGCGUGCGAAGGACUUUGGUCCGCAAGGGCUUUCGAACAGCGCUUGGGCUUUUGCCAAGCUGGCAUACCACGCUCCGUUGCUUUUCCAGAGCCUGGCGGAGCAGGCACUCCUCCGCGUGGCGGAUUUCGAUCCGCAAGGCCUCGCCAACAUGACCUGGGCCUUUGCAACCCUGGCGUGCAAACAUGUCCAGUUUACUGACGUCGUUGCUCGCGAGCUGCUGACGGGCAUCUCUCGAUGGUCUGCGCAAAACAUCGGAAACACUGCCUGGUCCUUUGCCAAGCUCAAGGUGCAUCACCCGGAGGUGUACGCCGCCAUUUCCGCCGAGGUCCUUCACACCCUGACAGCUUGGAAUGCCCAGGGCCUUUCCAACGUGGUGUGGGCUUUUGCUAAGUUGGAGAUCCAGCAUCGGCCCUUCUUCGGCGCGCUGGCCGUCGAGAUCACCGCCAAGGUAAAGUAUUUCCAGCAGCAGAACCUGGUGAACGUCCUCUGGGCCUAUGCGAAAGUUCACCAGCAAGAAGCACAGCUUUUCACGGCCGCCGCUGCGAGUGUGUGCCUCCAGGCCGGCAGCUUCAAUCCACAGCACUGCUCCAACACGUUCUGGGCCUUCGCCUGCCUGAUGCUCCAGGCUCAGCCUGCUCUGGCGGCUGUGUCGCAGCGAAUUCAGCAGGACCACAGGAGCUCGCAAGCGCAAGAUGUGGCCAAUGUCCUCUGGGCCUGCACCCGCCUGGCGUACAAGGAUCCUGGUCUUCUGGAGGUCCUCUUGGUCGAGGCAAGGAGGAAGGCUGGCACGUUCCAGCCCCAGAAUCUAUCCAUCUCGGCUUUCUCGCUGGCGCAGCUCCGCGUCAGUGACCGGGCCACCCUGAGCCAGCUCUUGGAGAACGCCGCUCUGCGUGCAGGUAGCUUCGACGGCCAAGGGUUGGCUAAUCUCGGCCAAGCCAUGGCAAAGACCCAGGUAGUCCAUGAUGGGCUCCUGCACGUGCUGGUGUCGGAGUCGCGGGGGUGCCCAUGGAAGUUCUCACCCCAGGAGCAAUCGAUUCUGGCGUGGGCUUUCUCUGCCCUGACAGUUGGCUUGCAGGAGGAUGAAAAAAGGCCCGUUACGGGGAAGGCCUUUUACGGGGAAGGCCCUUACGGGGAAGGCCCCUUUACGGGGAAGGCCCCUUACGGGGAAGGCCCCUUACGGCGGCGGGAUGCUGUGGCGGGGGUGCUCUGGCCCCUUACGGAGAAGGCCCCUUACAGGGAGGGGAAGGCCCCUUACGGGGAAGGCCCCUUACGGGGAAGGCCCCUCACGGGGAAGGCCCCUUACGGGGAAGGCCCCUUACGCAGAAGGAGGGCACCGGCCUCCCGCUGGGUCUUCAACGACUCAUGUGCCGCUUUGCUUCGCAUUGACACGUUCGGCAGGAAGAGAACGCAGUGGGGCGAGGGCUUCGAAGUUCGCAUCGCACACGAUCGCGAACGCGAUGAGCCAGACAUCAAGCAAAACACCCUGACGCCGAACCAGAUGCCUAGGCUGGGCGAUCCAUACGUACGUCUUUUCCGGCAGGGCGGCCAGAGACCGAACGAAGAUCCUCCACAAGUACACGCCCUUCGAUAUGCCGCGCCUCUUGCACUGCAAUCGUCUGGGCUACAGGCCCUUGUUGGGUCCGUUUAG